This is a messenger RNA of Aspergillus alliaceus, 4807 nucleotides long. Its product is annotated as DNA-directed RNA polymerase III core subunit RPO31. The transcript has 2 exons. Gene Ontology annotation, molecular function: DNA binding; DNA-directed RNA polymerase activity. The coding region runs from base 203 to 4558 and encodes 1451 amino acids. The record is from RefSeq and is a predicted model, not a curated record. Gene Ontology annotation, biological process: DNA-templated transcription. Lineage: Eukaryota; Fungi; Ascomycota; Eurotiomycetes; Eurotiales; Aspergillaceae.
CUGUGAUGUCUUGCAGUUUCUUUUUUCCUGUCUCACCAGACAUUUUGCCUUGCUCGACGGCUCUUUACAGUGGUUUUCGGGGUACCCUGUCCUAAUAUCAUCUUGACAAGGUCCCUUUGCGGUUGUGCGCUGAUUAAAGCGCUUCACGAGACAGUUCUUUGAGCGAUUGCCGCCCUGCCAUGUUCAGCUCUUGACAUCCUUGAUGCAGCCUCCGGAAGGUGUGCAGGUCGACCUGGGCAAGGCCCAGGUCAUUGACCGUGUCCCCAAAGUCAUUAAGGAAUUGAAAUUCGGUGUUUUAUCCAACGAUGAUAUUGUCAGCCAAGGCGUGGUUGAAGUUUCCGACCGCAAGUUCUUCGAUCUUGACCGGGAUAGGUCGGUCGUCGCCCAUGGCCCCCUCGACUCGCGUAUGGGUGUGUCCAGCAAAUCUGCAUCGUGUCAGACGUGUGGCGGUGCCCUUCAAGUUUGUAACGGCCAUUUCGGCCAUGUGAAACUCAUCCUACCAGCAUUCCAUGUAGGGUACUUCAAGCGCGUCAUUACCAUCUUGCAGGAGAUUUGCAAAGAAUGCUCACACAUAUUGCUCCCCGAGGGCGAACGACGUGCUUUCCUCCGUGAAAUGCGACGCCCGGGCUUGGAUAAUUUGAGAAGGUUGCAAAUAGCGAAGCGUAUCAACGAGCGGUGCCGUAAAACUCGGCAUUGUGAUAAGUGCGGUACUGUCAACGGUGUAGUCAAGAAGGCUGGAACGAGCGCGCUCAAAAUUACCCACGAUAAAUUUCGUGCCUUCAAUGCCUCCACCUCUGUUAAGAAGAUUCCUCCCCCGAGCAAAAUUGUUUUCGACCGAUCGUUCGAAGAAGCUAGAAGCCAUAAUGCGGAAGUUGAAAAGCACUACAAGAAAGCACAGGAUGAUAUGAAUGCUCUGCGUGUUUUGAACCUCUUUAAGAGAAUCUCCGAUACCGACUGCGAACUAUUGGGAUUGAAUCCGAAGGAAGCCAGACCUGAAAUGUUUCUCUGGCAGUAUAUCCCUGCACCUCCCGUGUGUAUCCGUCCUUCUGUAGGCCAGGAUGCUUCCUCGACCGAGGAUGACUUGACUGCUAAGUUGGGCGAUAUUGUCCAGAGUAACAUUAACCUUAAGAACGCACUACUCAAGGGUGCGCCUGUCCAGACCAUCAUGGAAUGCUGGGACUACAUGCAGCUUCAGAUUGCGGUCUACAUCAACAGUGACGUCCCUGGUCUAAACAAGGCGGACUUAGGAAAGCCUAUUCGUGGUUUUGUGCAACGACUGAAAGGAAAGCAGGGUAGAUUCCGUGGUAAUUUGUCUGGAAAACGUGUUGAUUUCUCUGGCCGAACUGUCAUUUCACCUGACCCAAACUUGCGGGUUGACGAGGUCGCUGUUCCCGAGCUCGUGGCAAAGAACAUGACGUAUCCUGAGGUGGUUACGCGGUAUAACAAGGAGAAGCUACAGCAGAGGGUUCGAAACGGAACUAAGAAGUGGCCGGGAGCAAACUACCUCGUCAAGAGAGGUUCAACCUUCAAGACCUUCCUGAAGUACGGUAGUCUCAACAUGAUUGCCGACCAGCUGCAAGAGGGAGACGUUGUUGAAAGACAUAUCGAGGAUGGCGACAUUGUGCUCUUCAAUCGUCAGCCCUCUCUUCACAAACUCAGUAUUCUUUCUCACUUUGCCAAGGUCCGACCUCACAGAACAUUCCGGCUGAACGAGUGUGUUUGUAACCCAUACAAUGCCGAUUUCGACGGAGACGAGAUGAACUUGCACGUACCUCAGACUGAAGAGGCGAGAGCGGAAGCUAUGGAGUUGAUGGGCGUGAAGAACAACUUGGCAACGCCCAAAAACGGUGAACCCAUCAUUUCUGCUAUCCAAGAUUUCAUUAGUGCUGCCUACAUUUUGAGUAGCAAGGACAAUUUCUUUGAUCGUCGCUCGUUCACGCAGAUCUGCCUCUACAUGCUUGGCUCGGAAACUCGUUUUGAUCUGCCUCCACCUGCUGUGCUUAAGCCACAGAUGCUUUGGACAGGAAAGCAGGUUUUUAACAUUCUCAUGCGCCCCAACAAGGACGAUCCUGUAAUGGUCAAUUUGGACGCCGCGUGCAGAGAAUAUAAGGCGCCCAAGGAUGGCCGUCCCAAAGAUUUGGAUCCGAAAGAUGGAUGGCUGGUUAUUCGUAAUUCGGAGGUCAUGUGUGGGGUGAUGGAUAAAUCCACAAUUGGUUCAGGAAAGAAGGACAAUGUCUUUUAUAUUAUGCUGAGAGAUUUCGGUCCUGCUGCAGCGGCCGAGGGCAUGAACCGCUUGUCGAGAUUAUCCGCUCGUUGGUUCACGAACAUGGGUUUCUCUAUCGGUAUCACAGACGUCUACCCUAGUGAGAAGCUACUACGCUCUAAGCAUGACUUGGUAGAAACAGCAUACGCACAGUGUGACGAGGUUAUUGCCAAGUUUAAGGCGGGCACCCUGGAGAAGUUCCCUGGAUGUGAUGAACUGCAGACUAUGGAAAACCAGCUUUCAGGUAUUCUGAGUAAGGUCCGACAGCAGGCUGGUGACGAAUGUAUCGCCCAGCUUAGCAAAUACAACUCUCCACUGAUCAUGGCCACAUCUGGAUCCAAGGGUUCCAGUAUCAACGUGUCCCAAAUGGUUGCCCUUGUCGGUCAACAAAUUAUCGGCGGCCAGCGUGUGCAAGACGGCUUCCAAGAUCGAACAUUGCCUCAUUUCCCGAAGAAUGCUCGCCAACCUCCCUCGAAGGGUUUCGUACGCAACAGCUUCUUCUCCGGCCUGGAACCGACCGAGUUCAUUUUCCACGCCAUGUCCGGUCGUGAAGGUCUGGUCGAUACGGCUGUCAAGACCGCCGAAACUGGUUACAUGUCUCGUCGUUUGAUGAAGUCCUUGGAAGAUCUCUCUUCACGGUACGAUGACACUGUGCGGAACUCUUCCGGUCAUAUUGUCCAGUUCCAGUACGGUGAUGACAAGCUGGACCCCGUGGACAUGGAGGGUAAGGCUAAGCCCGUUCACUUCGACCGGACGUUUAUUCACUCCGAAUCGAUCACCUAUGAAAAUGACGAGCGCAGUUUGCAGCCCGCUGAGAUAAUGGAAGUCUGUGAGGAGAUGCUUUCUAAGGAGCGUGCCAAACUGGUCCGGAAAGACCUGCUCGAUACUGAGCUUGGCUACAUGGACCGGUCCAAUCAUGGUGUUGAUCAGUUUGAAAGUGCUCGCGACUUCCUCGAGUCUAUCCAGCAAUACGUUUCUACCAAGGCAGAUAAGCUGAUCUCUCGAGGCGGUGACAUCGACCCCUCGGACGAGAGAAGUAAGCAGGGCUUGAACCAUACCGGCAAGCUGACCGAGAAGACCCUGAGGACCUUCAUCACUGCAUGCUUGAUGAAGUAUAAGAAGGCCCAGGUCGAGCCCGGCCAUGCGGUGGGUGCAGUUGGUGCGCAAUCCAUUGGUGAACCAGGUACUCAGAUGACCCUGAAAACCUUCCAUUUUGCUGGUGUCGCUGGUAUGAGUAUUACUCAGGGUGUACCCCGUAUUAAAGAAAUUAUCAACGCCUCCAAGGAAAUUAGUACGCCGGUCGUGUCUUGCGAACUUGUUACUAAAGACAACGUUAUUGCGGCUCGGAUUGUGAAGGGACGUAUUGAGCAGACGUAUCUCAGGGAUAUUAUCCACUAUGUCCGAGAGACCUGGACUGGCAAAGAGGCUUACAUCACUGUCAAGAUCAACUGGAAGACCAUUCAAGACUUGGCCCUCGAGCUGAAGAUCCAGGAUAUUGUUACAGCUAUCAAGAACCACAGACGCUUUAAGUCUGACGACCUGAAGUUCCGCUACCAGCGGUCUCAUAUCCAUAUUCAUAUGGAUGUUGAUCCUGCUAGUAAGCUCGGCCUCUCAAAGACGGAAAUUGCUGCAACGAGUGCCGAUCCUUUCCUGCGGUUGAAGCAUCUCAAGCGCCUCCUUCCCGACAUACAGGUACUUGGCCACCCUCAAGCCUACCGUGCAAUCAUUCGGACGGAUGAGACGUCGACUACCAAUACUCUGCUCGUGGAAGGUUAUGGUCUCAGGGCAUGCAUGAACACUAUCGGUGUUGACGGCCUCCACACGUCUACCAACAACGUGAUGGAGAUGCGCGAUGUCCUUGGUAUUGAAGCUGCCCGGACGACAAUCGUUCGAGAAAUUAGUGAGGUGAUGAAGGACAUGGACAUCGAUCCUCGACACAUGCAGCUUCUUGCUGAUGUCAUGACUUACAAGGGUGAAGUUUUGGGUAUCACGCGAUUCGGUCUCGCUAAGAUGCGUGAUUCCGUCCUUCAGCUGGCCUCCUUCGAGAAGACCGCCGAUCAUCUCUUUGAUGCGGGUGGAGCGGGUCGUGCUGAUCUUGUUGAAGGUGUUUCGGAGUGUAUCAUAAUGGGUAAGACGGUGUCUCUUGGUACCGGAGCCAUGGAAGUGGUCCGUCGGAUGAAUUUCUUCGAAGGCCAGAUCGGCGCCAAGAAGACGACUUUCGAAGACGCAUGGAAUGAAAUCCACGAAGCACCUCUAGAAGCCAAGGUUAGGGCGAGGAGGAGGGCCCGGGCUUGAUUGUACUCCACUGCGAAAGAAAAAGGCAAAAAAGUCCUCAUAGGUUUGGCUGUUUGAUACUUUACAAAAGUGCAUCACACGGCGUUGGAUAAGUGUGCAUCUGUCUUUUUCUUCUUUUUUUUUUCUUUUUGCUUGGCUGUUCAUGAUCAUUUCCCGGUUUGCGCAUUAGCGAUACAGAGGUGGUAGUGAUGGAUGGUAAAUCCUAUCCUUGUACUAUUUGUUACCAUAUGAAUCAAACGAUGAUAUGUA